This is a messenger RNA of Mauremys mutica (yellowpond turtle), 3672 nucleotides long. It is a transcript of the gene TYMP, whose product is annotated as thymidine phosphorylase. Gene Ontology annotation, cellular component: cytosol. Gene Ontology annotation, biological process: pyrimidine nucleoside metabolic process; pyrimidine nucleobase metabolic process. Lineage: Eukaryota; Metazoa; Chordata; Testudines; Geoemydidae. The transcript has 9 exons. The record is from RefSeq and is a predicted model, not a curated record. Bases 1835 to 3403 code for a protein of 522 amino acids. Gene Ontology annotation, molecular function: pyrimidine-nucleoside phosphorylase activity; 1,4-alpha-oligoglucan phosphorylase activity.
ACAAAGAGGACGCUGAAGGUCCUGGGAUGAGAGAAUUGCUGCCGCUGAAGGACCUGGAAAAGAGACAGUGUGACGGCAUGUGAGCACGGGAAGGGGCGUGGACCUUGAGAGCGAAUCCCCAGAGUGACCAGGAGGGGGCACCAGACAAGCAGCGAGUGGAGCACCCCGUGACAAUCAACACCAGCAAUGACAGCUGCCAAGCAGAACUGGGCCGAGUCCCGCUGCCCAGCAACGCACAGACCAGCACUUCCAAGCCCUGGGGCUCCCUCACCCCGAGCAGCAAACGCUUUGUUCUCCAGGAGCCGUAAUUAGCUCCAGGUGACAAACUGAGAUGACGAUGUGAUGGAACAUCCCUGACUGGUAUCUGCACAGCACAGAACUCAAACGGGCUGACUCCAUGGGUGCCGAGCAGGCAACCUACCCAAACCCACAGGGAAUCCAUGACGCUUGGCCAACCCCUAAGGCUUGAUCUAGACAGAGGAUUUGCUUCAGUUGCUGCCAUGGAGACAGCUACGCCAUCUCGCCCAGGCAGAGCUCAGCCCUGCUUGUUCCUGUGGGUUGCUGCGGAGCAGCUGCAGGGAUGGGUGGCCCUGAGUGCAUGCAACGUGACUGGAGGAAACGCAAAGCGAAGCCAGUUCCACCCCAGCCCAGCCCAAGAGCCGCCGUGCACCAGCUGCCCCCUGGUGGCUGGGUACAGUAAACACUCAUGCACACACCUAAUAACCACAGUCGCAGUACAUUACGGCAUCCGCCACUCUCAACAGGAGCCCGGCUCAGCGGGACGUCACCUCCCUACGCUGAGCUGGGCUUGGGUUUAAUCUUGGCCAAUUCUGUGCAACCCAGCCCACAAUUUGUGUCUUCCCUGAGUCCUCCCUCUGGUCCCGUCCCAGACAGUGCGAUGGGCCCCUCUGUCUAGAGCUCAGGAAGGAUGGUCUCCUUGUGCCGGCACUGAACACGGACUGUGAGGAUCUGAGCUGACUCCCUGCAGACUCGUUGUGUGACCUUGGCCACGUCCUGUUGUCUCCUGGUGCCUCAGUUCCCCUCUGAAACAUGGGGACCAUGGCACUGCCCUCCCACACAGGAGUGUUGGGGCCAUAAAUCCAGUAACAAGGGUGAGGCGCUCAGAGCUAUGGUGGCUGGGUCAUACAAGUACCUGGAGAGAGAUGGACGGUCCGCAGCUGAUUACAGAGAGCCCAGGCUGGUGGGUUUCUGGCCCAGUCAGCACUGGCUGAUGGCAUUAAGCUGGUAGUGUUCUUGCAUGCCCUCAAUGGAGCUGUGACCUGGGCAGAAGCCACAAGGCCAGGUGUAGGUUAACUGACCAGCCUGGAGCCCAGAGGGAGAGAAAAAAUGAACUUGUAACAUACCCUUGGACUUCAGACACCGCGCAGCAAACAAGGACAGCGCCCUGGCUGGCAGGCAUCCUCUGGGAAGGGAGCCAGGAGCCUGGACUGGAUGAAUGGGGAUUUCACAGGCACCCUUCCCCCGCAAACAGUACCCACACCCCAGCUGCGAGGGGAGAGGGCCCAGCGCGUGGCACUGCCGGGGAACGCUGGCCCAGGGCAUCGGGGCAAACCCACCUCUGCGGGAGAGGGGCCUUGGUCUCCUGGGCGCCCUGGUGGUCCCUAAACCCUCCCGAAGGACUGAUCUCCAGAGCAGCAGGUCCACCCCCGGUGCCCCAGGAUGACUCUCAGCCCCGAUUGGCUGAGGCUCAGGGGAGUUUCCCAACACACCUGUCCUGGCCGGCCCGGGGCCGCGGGGGCCGUUCAGCCAGGGCUGGUCCCUGGGGAGGCGCAGGCAGGUUCCCCGGAGACCAGCCCCGGGCCGUGUCCGCCCCAUGUCCCAGCGAGGGGGCUCCGGGUCCCUGCCCGGGGUCUCUCCGUUGAGCGCCCCACAGGGCCAGGCAGCGCCCUCCGCAGCCCCCGCCUGCUGCCCACACCCCGGCUCUGUCCCCGCAGCGCCCGGCCCCAUGGACCGGACCGGCCCCGGCAGCAGCUUCCCGGAGCUGAUCCGCAAGAAGCGGGACGGGGAGAAGCUGCUGGAUGAGGAGAUUCGCCGCUUCGUCCGGGCUGUGACCCGCGGGGAGCUCCAGGAGGGGCAGAUGGGGGCCAUGCUGAUGGCCAUCCGGCUGCGGGGCAUGGAUCCGGACGAGACGCUGACUCUGACCCGCGAGAUGGCCGUGUCGGGAAGGGUCCUGGAGUGGCCCGACAGCUGGCAGAGGCGCCUGGUUGACAAACAUUCCACGGGGGGCGUGGGAGACAAGGUCAGCCUGCCCCUGGCCCCAGCCCUGGCUGCCUGUGGCUGCAAGGUGCCCAUGAUCAGUGGCCGGGGACUGGGCCAUACCGGGGGCACGCUGGACAAGCUGGAGUCCGUGCCGGGGUUCAACGUCUCUCAGAGCCCCGAGCAGAUGAAGUGCAUCCUGGAACAGGUCGGGUGCUGCAUCGUGGGGCAAAGCGAGGACCUGGUCCCGGCAGACAAGGUUCUCUACGGCCUGCGGGACGUCACGGCCACCGUCGACAGCCUGCCCCUCAUCACAGCUUCCAUUCUGAGCAAGAAGGCAGCAGAGAAGGUCUCCGCCCUGGUGCUGGACGUGAAGUUCGGCAGCGCUGCCCUCUACACCAGCCUGGACAGCGCCCGAACCCUGGCCCAGAGCCUGGUGUCGGUGGGCAACCGGCUGGGGAUCUGCACCGUGGCCAUGCUCAGCAGGAUGGACGGGCCCCUGGGGCAGCGCGUGGGCCACUCCCUGGAGGUGCUGGAAGCCCUGCAGUGCCUGGAGGGCCGGGGGCCGGCGGAUCUGCAUCACCUGGUCACCACGCUAGGGGGCUCUGUGCUGUGGCAGUGCGGCGAGGCCGGCUCGGUGGGGCAGGGCGCCGCCCGCAUCGCGGCCACGCUGGCCGAUGGCUCGGCCCUGGGGAAGUUCCAGGCCAUGCUGCAGGCCCAGGGGGUGGAGGCCGGCCUGGCCCAGGCCCUGUGCACAGGAACGGAGGAGCAGCGCUACCAGGUACUGGGCCGGGCUCGGGCCCAGGAGGAGCUGCCCGCGGCCCAGGAUGGCACCGUGCAGAGGGUCGAGGCCCUGCCCAUCGCCCAGGUGCUGCAUGAGCUGGGAGCCGGCCGCACCCAGAAGGGGCAGCCAAUCAAGCACCAUGUGGGGGCCGAGCUGCUGGUGACGGUGGGGCAGCGCGUGGCCAAAGGUUCACCCUGGAUCCGGAUUCACUACGACACCCCGGAGCUGAGCAACGAUCAGAGACGCACCUUGCAGGGGGCGCUGGUCCUGGCAGGCUCGGAGCCCUUCGCGCCCAGCUGCAAGGUCGCAGAGAUCAUCCUGCCCCAGGGCAGCCGGUCGCUGGAGGAGCUGACAGGGGAGCAGGGCUUGGGGAGCAGCCAGGCACUGCUCUGCUCUGCCUGAAGGGAGGGGUCCCCUGCCAGCUGGCUCCCCACAGCCCCAUGCAGACGCUGCCCCCAGGGACCCUCUGCCGCCUGGACAGUGCAACUUGCCUUCAGCCCCACUGCCAGCCCCUGCCAGUGCUAACGACUGGGCAGUAAAGUGUCUCGCUCUGUGUGACGAAGUGGGGCUGUUCUUAAUGUUCCCUCUGAAUACUGGGGGGGGGCCUCAGUUCCUGGCCGACCCUCUGUCGCCUGGCAACUAAUGGCCAGGCCCUUCCCUCCUGCAAGGGG